Echinops telfairi (small Madagascar hedgehog) is the source of this 2219-nucleotide messenger RNA. It is a transcript of the gene EFHD2, whose product is annotated as EF-hand domain family member D2. Gene Ontology annotation, molecular function: calcium ion binding. The coding region runs from base 1 to 756 and encodes 251 amino acids. The record is from RefSeq and is a predicted model, not a curated record. The transcript is spliced from 5 exons. Lineage: Eukaryota; Metazoa; Chordata; Mammalia; Afrosoricida; Tenrecidae.
AUGUGCUACUGUGACAGUGACCCCAGUUCUGGGUCAGAGGCCACCUGCACUGUAGACCUGGAGCUUCCAUCUCCUCCUUCUGCCUCUGCUGAGCAGACCUGCUCCGAUGACCUCUGGGCCACAUGGAUGCCCGGGGACCAGCAGGUCACCAGGCCUGAUCCCUAUCUGAUGGCGCUGGGCAGCGCGGACGACGAGCUGAGCGCCAAGCUGCUGCGGCGCGCCGACCUCAACCAGGGCAUCGGCGAGCCCCAGUCGCCCAGCCGCCGCGUCUUCAACCCCUACACCGAGUUCAAGGAGUUCUCCAGGAAGCAGAUCAAGGACAUGGAGAAGAUGUUCAAACAGUAUGAUGCCGGCCGGGAUGGCUUCAUCGACCUCAUGGAGCUGAAGCUCAUGAUGGAGAAGCUCGGGGCCCCCCAGACCCACUUGGGCCUGAAGAACAUGAUCAAGGAGGUGGACGAGGACUUUGACAGCAAGCUCAGCUUCCGGGAGUUCCUCCUGAUCUUCCGCAAGGCGGCAGCUGGCGAGCUGCAGGAGGACAGUGGGCUCCACGUGCUGGCCCGCCUCUCUGAGAUCGACGUCUCCACUGAGGGCGUCAAGGGGGCCAAGAGCUUCUUCGAAGCCAAGGUCCAGGCCAUCAAUGUGUCCAGCCGCUUUGAGGAGGAGAUCAAGGCGGAGCAGGAGGAGAGGAAGAAGCAGGCCGAGGAGCUGAAGCAGCGGAAGGCGGCCUUCAAGGAGCUGCAGUCCACCUUCAAGUAGCCCGCAGCUGGGCCUGACCACCCCGCCGGGGCCUAGCGUCCAGCCCAGUGGGCAAGGGCCGGCGGGGUGGCCCCUCUGGGGCCAGGUCUGCUGCUCAACCCUCUGAAGGGACCACUUGGAAAAACCUGAUGUCUGUGAAUGAACAAGCGAAGGGUCCCGAGGGGCCCAGCCUCCGCUGCUCCCUCCCGCUGAUCCUGGGCCAUGACUCCAGCGGGCGCACUGCCGGCCUGCCCUCCCUGGCCGUUCCUGCGUCUCUAGCUUCCAUGUCACACCAGCUGCCCUGCCACCUGCUCCCACGCUGCUGCCCUUGUGGGCUCCUGCUCUGGGCUCUAGGACACACUCUCCUGCUCACAUGCUGCCCCUCCUCCGCCCUCUCCGCCCCAUCUCCCAGCCCAAGUCUGUGCUCACAGCCCCAGGGCCCCAAGAGCCCCUACACAGAGGUGGGGAGGAGACCAGGGUGGGGGCAUCAGACAUGGAAAGAGCCAGGGCCCCUGGGCAGAUAGAGCCCAGGGCUUUACCUGCAGCCCUGCCACCCUCACUUCUGGUGGGACGGGAGUGGGUGGGUGCUGUGCACUGUGCCGAAGAGAUCCAGGUCCCUGACACCCCAAGCUGACACCAGAGUCCUGACUUCUGGGCUGGCAGGGCAGGGGAGGGGGCAGCUGUGCGAAUCUACCUCACAGGCCCACCCUCUGUGGGGCAUGUCAGAGGGCAGAAACACCAGCCCUACCCCCAACAACCUGAGGGUGUCGCGGGCCUCCCCAGAGAGAGUAGGGUGGGAGGGAGGAUUGACUCCUUGGUCAAAAGGACAGCCACCCACCGCUUGGUCUCCAGAAAGUUUCCAGAAAGUGCUUUUAUGUGUCUUGCAUGCAUUGGGUGGGUGGGUGGGGAGCAAAGGGGCCUCCCACCACCCCCUCCACACCAUCCUGCCCCAGUGACGUCCACCUCACCACUGGGGAUGGGCCCUCCUUGUACCCCUCACUGGGGGGCAUGGCUAACCCCAAGCUGCACCCCGCCCCUCUGUGCUCGCUCACCUGUGUGUCUGUGUGGUGUGCGUGUGUGUCCUUGCUGUGUCGUGAAACCGUGACCGUCACCCAGUCCGAACCACAGCUCAGCCCGAGGCCCAGAGUUAUGCAACUGUCUCUGUGUGUCCUGGCAGCAUCGCGGCUUUGAACUCGAUAACUCUUUAUUUUAGUAAGAUGCCCCAGGAGUUCUCCACGCUCCCGUCGGGCUGACAGAGGUGUUAUUUUUUUGGCCAUAGAACCUACAUAGAUGAGGUCCGGAUGCUGAAGCCGGGGCCCUGCAGGGCAUUUGCCUUAGUGGAUAUGUUUAUACAGAAGAAUAUAAAGAUUUCUUUUGGCAUUUUGGUUUUUCACCCCCUCCCUCUCACACACACAUACACACAAAGCUACUUCUUCAUCUGGUGGUACGAUUAUUUUUUUUAACUAAAAUGAGAUAAAAUUCUA